Messenger RNA from Daldinia childiae, 1593 nucleotides. RefSeq lists its product as uncharacterized. NCBI's taxonomy places the organism in Eukaryota, Fungi, Ascomycota, Sordariomycetes, Xylariales, Hypoxylaceae. Bases 1 to 1593 code for a protein of 530 amino acids. The record is from RefSeq and is a predicted model, not a curated record. The transcript has 2 exons.
AUGGACCAAGAUGUCGAUCAGGGCCCGCCGGCCUCGCAGGCUAGCUCUCAUUUCCCGCUACUAGAGCCCAUUUCAGGCGCGACGCUAUAUAAGCUUGAGUCAGCGCGUCGCGAGACUCUUAGGCGUCGCGGACGAGUACGGACUGGUUGUGCCGAAGUGGAUGAUGCGGUGUUGCUAGGCGGCUUGGAACGCGGGACCGUUGUGGGGGUCAGUGCUGAGGAUAUUGAGUUCGGGCUUUUGGUCGGGCUGCAGACCGUGGCGCAUAUGAUGGUUUUCGAGGGUGCGAAUAAGCAGAGGGCGGCUAUCGUUACUACGUUGACGCCGGCGGCGAUACUUCCCGCGCUAAGGGAUGUUAUUAGAGCACAGGUUCAGGCUGUUUUGGGCCCGGCGGCGAAUCAGAAGCAGGAGGUUGUCAAUGCCGAAGUGAGACGCUGUCUCGAGCGGAUUUCUAUCUCGAGGGUUUUUGAUGUCGAGGGCUUGUGGGAGGUCCUCAGUGAGCUUGAGACGCCGCCGUCUCUUGGGCGUGAUGCUAUUCUAGAGGAAAGGGAAGAAAAGGCAGCUUCUACUACGGCUACUACUGAAGACAAGGAGCAUCUGGCUCAUGCUGAGCCGCUGGGUUCAUUCCCAUCAAGUAUGUCAGAAGGAGAGGGCAAGGUUGAGGCAGUGGAGGAUAUUCCUCCAUCACCGCGGCCUAGGACGAAGCGGGUAGAAGUAGCAGACAGCGAAGACGAAGAAGAGCUAAGUUUAUCACCACCGUCUCUACAAGAUCAACAACUAUCCGUACCGCCGCCACCAUCCUCUCCUCCAAAACCAUCUCCUUCCCCUCCCCCUAUUGCUCCAACCGCACAAACCUCUACCGCAAACGCAGUACCUACAAGCACCCAAGAAAAACCGUCGCACAUCCCAGACCUAAUCCUCAUAACCCAUUUCUCAACCCUCCUCACAAACCUCUUCACCCGCUCCGCAGACAACAAGGCCAGCGCACACACCACCUUGCAACUACUAUCCUCGCACCUGCGGUAUUUAGCCCGAUCGUCCGAUGGACCGCUUGUUAUGUUUCUUAACAGUACUACUGCCACUUCUACAUCUAUAUCUACAUCCGCAUCCGCAGGCUCAUCUACUUCUACCGGUACCUCCCACGUCCCACAGAACCUCGCUUCAGCAACAACAGCGAAGAAUCGUCCUCUGGAACCUACACUCCGUUCUAUCUUCCUCCCCGCGCCUCUACCUGGAAUAGGAGCAGGGGCAGGAGGUAGUAGACGGCAGAGUAAGCCCGCGUUCGGCGCUACGUUCGCGCAGUUCCUCGACUUGCAUAUUCUCUGCACGCGAGUGCCGCGGACGCGGGCUGAUGCGGAGGCGUUGGCUGCGGGGACGUCGGGGAUGGUUCGGUGGUGUUGGGUUGUGGAGGUUUUGCUUGAUGAGUUGGGGGUGGAGGGAUAUAGGGAUGGUGACGAGAGUGAGAGUAAGGAUCUGGAUGGUGACAGUGGUAGUGGUAGUGAUAAUAGGAGGAUAUGGAGGAGUAGAGAGCAGCGAUGGGGUGCUGUUGAUGUACGUGGGAGGGUCAGGUUUGUCGAUGCGGUUUUGGGGGUUUAG